AUGGUUUUAGGGUUCGGAUACGAUAGCAAUAACGACGAUUACAAGGUUUUGAGGAUUGUUCAGGGGGUUGGACUACUUGAUGAUUCCACUAAUAAAGCUCAAGUCUACAGUUUCAAUGAUAAUUGUUGGAGAUGUAUCGAAGGAAUUCCGUACUAUCUUUAUUACGGUUAUUAUCAUGGUAAUCUUGUUAAUGAGGGUUUACAUUAUGUAGUUACUCAAGAGUCGCAUUCUGAGCGUCUGUUUAUUGCUAGGUUUGAUCUUCGGACUGAGUGUUUUUCGCUUAUUGAAUGCCCGAAUUUUGAUGGGAAUCUUAUGAGUUUGUUUAGUUCGACGUUUUUAUUGAUUGAGCUAGGUGAGUGUUUAGAGUAUGGAAACAAAGAGUCUUGGAUUAAGUUGUUAUGUAUUUCACAGCCGCAGACUAUUGGGAUUCGUAAAUGUGCUAAGGCUGUUGUUUACUCUAAGGAUGGUAGAAGAGUUUUGCUUGAGAUAGACGGUUUGGAGUAUGGCUGGUACGAUUUGGAGUCCGAAAUAAGGGACAGUCAUCUGGAAGCCACAAACAAGCUCCUUCAAAAGGAAAAGACACACAAACAUUUGGUAGACCUUUACCAGGCUUCUGUAAAAGGCAAAGAGAAAAAUGCAGAAGCAAAUUAUGUUAAUGAAGAAAAUGCUCCAUGCCCUACCCCUAAUGUGUCCGAUUUUUUCAUGGACAAUGCUGAAAUUGGAAAUGAUUUCAUCUUUGGAGAAAAUAACAAUGCUUAG
Molecule: messenger RNA, 759 nt
Organism: Chenopodium quinoa (quinoa)
Lineage: Eukaryota; Viridiplantae; Streptophyta; Magnoliopsida; Caryophyllales; Amaranthaceae
Product: F-box protein CPR30-like
Exons: 3
Coding region: 1-759 (252 amino acids)
Source: RefSeq, a predicted model, not a curated record